This is a messenger RNA of Lynx canadensis (Canada lynx), 6643 nucleotides long. RefSeq names its product potassium voltage-gated channel subfamily Q member 5 (gene KCNQ5). The transcript has 15 exons. Bases 360 to 3236 code for a protein of 958 amino acids. The record is from RefSeq and is a predicted model, not a curated record. Gene Ontology annotation, biological process: potassium ion transport; transmembrane transport. Gene Ontology annotation, molecular function: voltage-gated potassium channel activity. Gene Ontology annotation, cellular component: membrane. NCBI's taxonomy places the organism in Eukaryota, Metazoa, Chordata, Mammalia, Carnivora, Felidae.
GGAGCGUCCCGCACUCCGCGGGUCCGGCCCUGGGGCACUUGGGAAGGAAGGGGCUCUAGCUGCGGUAAUGAGAGGAAGCAAGGAAACCCUCUCAAAGUGACGUCCCAAACAGGUCCUGAUUUCGAAUUCGAAGCUAAAGACUGCUAGAAAUUGGGCCUCCUUCGCACACCCCUCUCCGCCCCCACCCCAAAGCCCCGGCGGUUUGCUGGCUGCUUGCUUCCCCGCCCCUAGCUCGGAGGUCGCGGGCCGGCGGGCGCUCCGUCGGCCGCGGCUUCCUCCUCGAAACCCGCCGGCGCGCAUGAGGCCGCUGCCCCCGCCACAGGCACUGGCGCCCCCCUCGCGGUGCCCGUGGUGAUGCCAUGCCCCGCCACCACGCGGGAGGAGAGGAGGGCGGCGCCGCUGGGCUCUGGGUGAAGAGCGGCGCGGCGGCGGCGGCGGCGGCGGCGGCGGGCGGGGGGCGCCUGGGCAGCGGCAUGAAGGAUGUGGAGUCGGGCCGGGGCAGGGUGCUGCUGAACUCAGCCGCCGCCAGGGGCGACGGCCUGCUGCUGCUGGGCACCCGCGCGGCCGCGCUCGGCGGCGGCGGCGGCGGCAGCGGCGGCGGCCUGAGGGAGAGCCGCCGGGGCAAGCAGGGGGCCCGGAUGAGCCUACUGGGGAAGCCGCUCUCGUACACCAGUAGCCAGAGCUGCCGGCGCAACGUGAAGUACCGGCGGGUGCAGAACUAUCUGUACAACGUGCUGGAGAGACCCCGCGGCUGGGCGUUCAUCUACCACGCGUUCGUUUUUCUCCUUGUCUUUGGUUGCUUGAUUUUGUCAGUGUUUUCCACCAUCCCUGAGCACACAAAAUUGGCCUCAAGUUGCCUCUUGAUUCUGGAGUUCGUGAUGAUUGUCGUCUUUGGUUUGGAGUUCAUCAUUCGAAUCUGGUCUGCAGGUUGCUGUUGUCGGUAUAGAGGAUGGCAAGGAAGACUGAGAUUUGCCCGAAAGCCCUUCUGUGUUAUAGAUACCAUUGUUCUUAUCGCUUCGAUAGCAGUUGUUUCUGCAAAAACUCAGGGUAAUAUUUUCGCCACAUCCGCACUCAGAAGUCUCCGUUUCCUACAGAUCCUCCGUAUGGUGCGCAUGGACCGAAGGGGAGGCACUUGGAAAUUACUAGGUUCGGUGGUUUAUGCUCACAGCAAGGAAUUAAUCACGGCUUGGUACAUAGGAUUUUUGGUUCUUAUUUUUUCAUCUUUCCUUGUCUAUCUUGUGGAAAAGGAUGCCAAUAAAGAGUUUUCUACAUAUGCAGAUGCUCUCUGGUGGGGCACAAUUACAUUGACAACGAUUGGCUAUGGAGACAAAACUCCCCUAACUUGGCUGGGAAGAUUGCUUUCUGCAGGCUUUGCACUCCUUGGCAUUUCUUUCUUUGCACUUCCUGCCGGCAUUCUUGGCUCGGGUUUUGCAUUAAAAGUACAAGAACAGCACCGCCAGAAACACUUUGAGAAAAGAAGGAACCCAGCUGCCAACCUCAUUCAGUGCGUUUGGCGUAGUUAUGCAGCUGAUGAGAAAUCUGUUUCCAUUGCAACCUGGAAGCCACACUUGAAGGCCUUGCACACCUGCAGCCCCACCAAGAAAGAACAAGGGGAAACAUCAAGCAGUAAGUUCUGUAGUAAUAAGCAGAAGCUCUUCAGAAUGUACACCUCACGGAAGCAGAGUCAGAAGCUAAGUUUUAAGGAGCGAGUACGCAUGGCUAGCCCAAGGGGCCAGAGUAUUAAGAGCAGACAAGCCUCAGUAGGUGACAGGAGGUCCCCGAGCACCGACAUCACAGCCGAGGGCAGCCCCACCAAAGUGCAGAAAAGCUGGAGCUUCAACGACCGAACCCGCUUCCGGCCCUCGCUGCGCCUCAAAAGUUCUCAGCCUAAACCAGUGAUAGACGCUGACACAGCGCUUGGCACUGAUGAUGUAUAUGAUGAAAAGGGCUGCCAGUGUGACGUAUCAGUAGAAGACCUCACCCCACCGCUUAAAACUGUCAUUCGAGCUAUCAGGAUUAUGAAAUUUCAUGUUGCAAAACGGAAGUUUAAGGAAACAUUACGCCCAUAUGAUGUAAAAGAUGUCAUUGAACAAUAUUCUGCUGGUCAUCUAGACAUGUUGUGUAGAAUUAAAAGUCUCCAAACACGUGUCGACCAAAUUCUUGGAAAAGGGCAAAUCACAUCAGAUAAAAAGAGCCGAGAGAAAAUAACAGCAGAACAUGAGACCACUGAUGAUCUCAGUAUGCUCGGCCGUGUGGUCAAGGUUGAAAAACAGGUGCAGUCCAUCGAGUCCAAGCUGGACUGCCUACUAGAUAUAUAUCAACAGGUCCUCCGGAAAGGCUCUGCCUCUGCCCUCACUUUGGCCUCAUUCCAGAUCCCACCUUUUGAAUGUGAACAGACAUCUGACUAUCAAAGCCCUGUGGAUAGCAAAGACCUGUCCAGUUCCGCACAGAACAGUGGCUGCUUAUCCAGAUCAGCUAGUGCCAACAUCUCUCGAGGCCUGCAGUUCAUUCUGACGCCAAAUGAGUUCAGCGCUCAGACUUUCUAUGCGCUUAGCCCUACUAUGCACAGUCAAGCAACACAGGUGCCAAUGAGUCAAAGUGAUGGCUCUGCAGUGGCAGCCGCCAACAACAUUGCAAACCAAAUAAAUGUGGCACCCAAGCCAGCAGCCCCAACAACUUUACAGAUCCCGCCUCCUCUCCCAGCCAUCAAGCAUCUACCCAGGCCAGAAACCCUGCACCCAAACCCCGCAGGCUUACAGGAAAGCAUUUCUGAUGUCACCACCUGCCUUGUUGCCUCCAAGGAAAAUGUUCAGGUUGCACAGUCAAAUCUGACCAAGGACCGUUCUCUAAGGAAAAGCUUUGAUAUGGGAGGAGAAACUCUGUUAUCUGUCCACCCCGUGGUGCCCAAGGACUUGGGCAAAUCCCUGUCAGUGCAAAACCUGAUCAGGUCAACGGAGGAACUGAAUAUACAGCUUUCUGGAAGUGAGUCAAGUGGCUCCAGAGGCAGCCAGGAUUUUUACCCCAAAUGGAGGGAAUCCAAAUUGUUUAUAACUGAUGAAGAGGUGGGUCCUGAAGAGACUGAGACAGACACGUUUGACGCUGUGCCGCAGCCUGCCAGGGAAACUGCUUUUGCGUCAGACUCUCUAAGGACUGGAAGGUCACGAUCAUCUCAGAGCAUUUGUAAGGCAGGAGAAAGUACAGAAGCCCUCAGCUUGCCUCAUGUCAAACUGAAAUAAGUUCUUCAUUUUCCUUCUAGCAUAGCAGUUCCUUUAGCCAGACAUAUCAUUGCAUGAACUAUUUCGAAAGCCCUUCUAAAAAGUUGAAAUUGCAAGAAUCAGGAAGAACACGAAAGAAAGUUUAUAAGCCCGUUAUCUUUUAAUUGCAUGAAAAUGCAUGUUAGGGAUGGCUGAAAUUCCAAGGUACAUCAACAUUAACCCACUCAUUUAGUAAUGUACCUUGAGUUAAAAAUCCUGAGAAACCAAACACUGCUAAUGCUUUGGGGUGUGUGACAAUGUCAAGAUUAGGUCAUUUAGAAGAUUUGACUCUGUGUUUUGAAAUUAUGGGAGUAAACAACUUCAAAUUUCAGGCAUUUCUGCUUUGUGAUUAAAUACAAAAUACAUUUUCAAAAUUAGGCCAUAAUGUAUAUGUAAACACAAUGGCUACCAUCAACCGCUGCUAACAAGGUAUCAAGGAAAGCAGAACUUGGGAAUAAUAAUAGAAACGGCUGCUUAUUUCAAGAUAUAUUUACCAACCCAUUCCUAUCCAGUCAUUUUAUUAUUAAUGUAAUUUGAAUGUCAAUCUGUGUGCUUUUGGUGAUUUAACGCUGUGGCAAGCAAUUUUGCACAUCAUUUUCAUGUUGUUCUUUAGGACGAGAAUGUUCUUCAGUUAGAAAGUGUGCAAAUAAUGAAAUUCAGGGCCAGUGGGGCAAAUAGACUAUUUGAUACAUGUGAGUUCAUGGGAAGGUAUUCCUCGAUGGCUAAAUCACCUUUAUAAGUGGUCGACUUCUACACAAGCGAAUACAAUACGGAUGAGUAGAAGGACCAGUGCGGCUGGGCUGAUCUCUCUGCAAUGGCGCCACCCCCAGCUUGCUGUAGUGUCAGAAACCAUUCCUGCCGAAUUGACAGGCAGGAUCCUGGGGAAUUAGACAUUGGAGUGAGACUGAAACGGGAAAGGCUUGAAAAGAAUCCAGACACAACACCAGGAAGUGGGUGAAGUUAAUGAAAAUAGCCUCACCCUCAGAGGGUAAAGAGAGGGAGAAAAACAAACCAAAAUAGAAGAACUUGAUCUUUUUAGAAAAUGAAUAUUACUAGGGAAUCUCAACUACCUAAACAUCCCUUCGUCUUAUAUAUAAACAGAGAAUUUUGCAAGGUAUUUAUUUUUUAAUACGCCCUGAAUGUUUUUUGCUAUUAUGUAAUACAUUUUGCAUAUGGAAGGCUAUAACUAAACUUCCUUUACUUUUUAUACUGUAGCAAACAUUUUCUAUUCUCCCCCAAGAAUGUUGCCCCAAAUCUAUAAUUAUUGGUUCCGUUUCUGGUAUAUACAUUUACAGUUAGAAGCCAGGUACUCCUGGCUGGGUCUGCAAAUCAAAACACUUAAUCAUAUAGCCGCAGCAGCAAGGACCCAAGGGAAACAAAGUGAAAGAUGCAUUUACCAGAAAAGCAAGCCACGUUGACUGCUUGUUGGAAACCUCUCUAGCUGUCUCAAAACUUCAGCCAAGGUAAUGGCAUUAAAAAAAGCAAGGAGAAGCCAGAGAGCACUUCAGUUCAGUUAAACUCCAGCCACAGAAGGACUUAUGAAAGGAAGAGUUUUUUUCCUUGGCAGAUAAUGCUCCUCCAAAAAACUUUCAUCAGCCAGGAAGACAAAGCAGGGAUAGCAACUGGCUGUCCAAAGGCAGGAGGAGGCCCUGAAAUCCACCAGUCCUUCCCAACUGUCUCCCCCAACUGGCUUUCUCCACCCCUGACUCUCCUACUCUUCCUCUCCAAUAACUUAUCAAUUCCCUGCCACUCUUUUGCUCCUGAACUUCACCAGGCCUUACCCAGUCUCCAUCCCCAAGUAAGCGACUUCUCUGCUCUUCCUCAAAUAGGCUUCUCAACCUUUUAAAACCCUUGCCCCUUUUGAUAAGCACUGAAAUUUUAAAAGCUUUUUCUUCUCAACCCACCUGGAUUCUAGCAUCCUCCCCUGGAGUGUAUCAUUCAGAAUCUUCUUGGCUGCUGGAGACAUACAGAAGUUAGGGUCUCAAUUCUACACUCCAGUUAAAAAAGAUUUUAUCAAGCUUUUAAAGCAAUUAUUUUCAUUUUUGAAGCACAGAAUUUUAGUAAAUUAUUAAAUGAAGUUUUUCACCUACUAUGUCUCUCCUCAACCUGAAGUUGCGACACACUCUCCCAAAGAGGUUGGACACACACGCGCGCGUAUACACACACACACACACACACACCAUUCCUCUGACCUAAAGCCAGACACCUGCCAUGCACACUGCAGGCUCUCUCCAAAUAUCAGUCGAGGAAGAGGAGGGAGGCAGCAACUUUCAGGUAGCACUGAUUCCUGGACAUACUCUGUCCUGGGUCGAACCCCACUGGCAGCAGGAAUUCUGAAUGUAUUGGGGACCCCUCCUUAGGCCUCUUUAGGCUUCAAACACAGUAUUCAUCCAGCAUUGCUGAAGACUGAAGAUUCAGAAACAAACCCUAAAUGCAUCACUGAGGUCUUAAUCGUAGCAAAAUGUGAUAAACCAUGAUGUGAAAAACUUUUAUACAUUGAAGCCAUGACCAUUUUGUGUCUAUCUUACUCUAGCACAAAAACUGUUGGAUGUUAAAAGAUAGUCGUGCUAUAUGCAAACUGUAGGGUUUUGUCUGUUGUGCUACUCUCGACGGAGUUGAGAGGGGUCUCCCAUUUACACUUAGCAAAGUCCCAUUGGUCCAUGCCAAAUGGUGUCUUGAAGCACAAUUUAGCUGAGCACUGAGCAGUCACAUGCUCAGAAGUUUGUCUGCCUUCUUCAAUAUGUAGGGUUGAUGAAGCUAACACGCACUAGCAAACAUCCCUUCUAUGAGGUUGACUAAAAAUAUUGCUGUGUCUGGUCUAAAUGUUUGCAUUUUGUUCAACUAAAUUAAUAUCUGUAGGUUGCAAGUUUUGUUUUAAGUAAGACACUUUAUUGAGUUUUUAAGUCUUUAUCUCCUGUUCAAAGGUGCCUUUCUCACCUCCCAUUGACUCAGUGAUUCUGAAAGUUCAUAAUUUGCAGGUGAAACAAGUCUAAUAGGAGGAAAUCAGGCACAAAGUGACUAAUUCUCAUGCCCAUUUGCAAAGCAAAACUACAAGAAAGGAUGAAAUCUGAGCAACUAAAUUAACGGAUCACUUCAUUCAACCAGACUGAGAAAAUGUCAUAAACAUUAAUGUAUCUCCCCAGAAGCUGAUAUUUUUUGCCUUAAAUGACAUGGUUGUGUUUUUGUAAGAGAAACUUAAUAUAAUUAUGUGCAUUUUAAGUGAGCAGUUCUAAAAGUCAAGUAUGACAAUACAGUCGUCUGUUCCUGAAAACAAAUAAAUCAGGAACAUCAUACCCAUCUCAAGCUAUCAUUGAAAUGUAAUUUCCUUUGCUCUCUUUUACUGGGAUCAUUUGUUUUAAAGUAAAACAUUAAAAAUAUGUCUAUAAACA